Candidozyma haemuli is the source of this 1809-nucleotide messenger RNA. RefSeq names its product Zn(II)2Cys6 transcription factor. Gene Ontology annotation, biological process: positive regulation of transcription by RNA polymerase II. The record is from RefSeq and is a predicted model, not a curated record. The coding region runs from base 1 to 1809 and encodes 602 amino acids. NCBI's taxonomy places the organism in Eukaryota, Fungi, Ascomycota, Pichiomycetes, Serinales, Metschnikowiaceae. Gene Ontology annotation, molecular function: zinc ion binding; transcription cis-regulatory region binding; DNA-binding transcription factor activity, RNA polymerase II-specific. The transcript has a single exon. Gene Ontology annotation, cellular component: nucleus.
AUGUAUACGACCCUUCAGGCAGACUCCUUGAAACAGAUCGUGGUCCGGUCGGCCGACGAGAUCAACCAUGCUAAUAUAUCCACCGUCACGGGGAAACCAAAGCGAACCCGUUCAAAGACUGGAUGCUUGUGUUGCCGUGUGAGAAAGAAAAAGUGUGACGAACAACGGCCUUCUUGUGGUCUUUGUACGGCCAGAGGUAUCCAGUGUGUUUACCUGGGACUGCCUCCUGUGAAGCUGGCGAAAGAGAUGAUCAAAGAGAUCACCGAAGAGCCUGUGGUACCUCCAGGCUCCUCCUCUGGUUCUGCUGAAAUACUGCCUGAACUGGCUACCAUGCCUGCUCCUCAUGUCCUAGAUGGCCAGUUGGAAUCGGUGCUCGAUGAAGAUAAGGUUUCUUUGAAACUAGAGCUGGAACCCGGUACCGGCGAGUUCGAUGAGUUCCUCUUCCUUUCUCCCAACAGCAAAGACCAGCCUGCUGAAAUCGAUAUUUCCAAUCAGAACAACGACUAUAGCCUUGUUUCUAUGGAUGGUAAGCUACCGCUUACAAAACAAAGCCAAGCAAACAUUCUUGUUGAGCCUAUGGACCCCUUCCGCCUAGUGCUAGACGAGAGAGGCUACCAGCUUGUUUACUUUUUCCAUAACGAAAUCAUCCACCGCAUCUGUAUUUCCCCGAAAUCAGUCCAAAACCAUUUUGCAUCCACAUUCACAGGCGUUUCUUACCGAGACGAGAGCGUUUUACGUCUUUUGGCAGCUUGGGGUGCAUUAUUUGUGGAUGGCCCUAACUCGGCCAGUCUUAAAUCAAGGAUGCACGAAGCUGAUCUCUCUCUUCGGAGAUUCUACUCAGAUAAAGUGCUCGAUGAUCAGGACAAAUUCAACCUAAUAUGUUUCCACCUUAACGCUGCCGGUAUCGGCGUUUGCUCUGGUGACACCAAGGACUGGGUUUACCACCACCGCAAGUGCGGUGAGCUCAUUCGUGGAUUUGGCUCCAUCAAAAACUUUUUAACGAAAAUGAACUAUCUGAAUAGCGCCAAAUGGGUUAUUUCUAAUCUUCACUACAACGAUGUCAUGUCAUCAGAAUCCCUCAAAAAUGGAACCUUGCUCACCGCGGAAGAAUACGGUUCCCCAUUCAAGGAUGAAAACGAUUUCUCCUACGGUAUUGACCCCCUUCAGGGAUGCAUGCACUCGAUCUUUUUGGUGCUUUGUGAGAUUCUUCAUGCUUAUUCUGUUUUGUCUUCGGUCAGAAGGAGUCUCAAUGAAGACAUCAAGAAAGUUGCUCGUGAUCCCACCAUGGACAUUAAUCUUCUCAAUUCCCGUCGUGCUCAGCACUACACGGAAACCCAAAAACAAGCUAAGCGCCUUAUGGCUAAGGUAGAAGCUUGCAAGCCACGGAAAAAUCAGGAAUGCUUCAUCGACCCAAGCGAGCUUCACCAUCACCACACUCUUUUUGAGGCCUUCAGAAACACCUGCAAGCUUUAUGUGCUCAUGUAUAUCAGAGAUCUUCCGCCUCGUACUCCAGAGGUCCAAGGCGUGCUCUUGGAUACCUUUAAGCUUUUAGACGUUCUUAUCGAGUGUGAUCUACGGGCAGCUGUCACGAAGGUUAUGCUUCUUUGCGGUUUGGCAUGUUACAAGGAGAUCGACCGCAUUGAACUCAGACACAAGUUCACUAGAUUGCAAACGUACUACAAGGUAUUCAACGUCCACAAUGUCAGGCACAUUGUGGAGCAGAUAUGGCUUGCCAAUCCUGAUGGCCUCUUUACUAUUGAUUGGGGAGAGACUUGCGAAAAGAUGGGCUGGACCGUGGCUGCGUUUUAA